Messenger RNA from Tribolium castaneum (red flour beetle), 736 nucleotides. It is a transcript of the gene Mesh1, whose product is annotated as Metazoan SpoT homolog-1. The record is from RefSeq and is a predicted model, not a curated record. The transcript has 2 exons. The coding region runs from base 197 to 736 and encodes 179 amino acids. Gene Ontology annotation, molecular function: guanosine-3',5'-bis(diphosphate) 3'-diphosphatase activity. Lineage: Eukaryota; Metazoa; Arthropoda; Insecta; Coleoptera; Tenebrionidae.
GUGGGUCACGUGAUAUCUGUCACAUGUUUAGAGGUUAAAUUCCACCUUUUAUCUCAAGUAUUGACAAAAAAAGGAUUUACUCAACAAAUUCAGACUCCUAAAAACUAAAAAAAUGUCUUAAUAAACUUUUAAUUAGCCCUGAUAUCAUACAAACAACACUUUGCCUGCACCGAAGCACAACUGAAAUUAUCUCGUGAUGACAAACAUUGCCGGGGAUUUACUAAAGUGUGUCAACUUCGCCGCCGAGAAACACAAAGACCAGCGACGCAAGAACCCCUCAAAGACGCCCUACAUCAACCACCCCAUUGGAGUGGCCUACAUCCUCACACACGAGGCCGAAAUCGACGAUCUUGAAGUGCUGCAAGCCGCUCUCUUACACGACACUGUCGAAGACACAGCCACGACUUUCGAGGAGAUCGAGCAAGUGUUCGGGAGGCGAGUCCGUGACAUUGUCGAGGAGGUAACCGAUGAUAAAAGUCUGCCGAAGGAAGAGCGCAAAAGACUACAAAUCGAGCACGCCCCAGGUGCCUCACACCAGGCCAAACUCGUGAAACUCGCCGACAAAUUGUACAAUUUGCGAGACUUGGAGAACUCUGCCCCGGAAGGCUGGAGCGAGCAACGGAUCCAGGAGUACUUCACCUGGAGCAGCAAAGUCGUGGCGGGGCUGAGGGGCACGAACCCGGCCCUGGAACGCAGCCUCGACCAGGUUUUCCGACGGAAUCGCGUCCAAAUAUGA